AUGGCGCGCGCAACUUCUCUGCCGUCCAUUCUGGUGCUGGCUGUGCUGCUGACGGCUUCCACGGGGCUCGUGUACUCUACACCAAAUGGAAAGGGGGCGAAACAUGGGGAAACAGGCAGCCCCGCACGAGCGCCGGGCCCUUCGACUUCGAGGACCCGUAUACCCGCCCCCGCCCCCGCCCCGGGCCCUCAGCCUGCCUCACCGCCCACAAAUUCUGCACCUUCUGUGUCUCCCGGUUCUCACUCCCGGGCACCAGUGGCUCCAACCCCCAGCACCGUUGCGCCCGGUCCGAUCGACCCAUCAAACGAUGUGCCGAUCAGCAACGAAGUAAGAGCUCUUUUCAUCGGCCCCGGCCUAGUCGACUUCAUCGACCCCCCCCCCAAGAGCAGCUUCAUCGCACCCCCCUCAACGACCGCAACCAGCGCCACCGACCCUGUCAGCGCCAUCGGGUUCUGGCAACAGCCGCUCGCGUUUCCGGAGCGGAUCACAACUUUCGACAGCCGCACCUUCAAGCAGACAAUCUUCAACGUCACCCUGGGCGAGUUUGAAGUCAUUGGGACGCUGCAUCCCGCGAUCGCAAACAGUACCGCCUUGCUGGCGUACGGUCGGUCCGCCACGACCGCCAACCUCCCCGGGCCCACGUUCGAAGUCCUUCAGGGGCAGCCACUCUUCGUCACGGUCGUCAACAAGCUCCCGGGGAAUAACACCGGCUCGCUUGCCAACGCGAUCGACUACACGCUAACCUUCCUGCCACCGCCCCCAGGCAAGGGCGUCUUCACCAGCGUUCACCUCCACGGCGGUAUCCAGGAGCCGCAAAGCGACGGCAAUCCCGACGUCUGGUUCACCAACCCCGAUCUCUGCGACUACAGCACAGAAACGUGUGUGGGGCCGCUGUUUAAUGUCUCCAACAAGUACCUGGACCCCCCCGGCCAGAAGACGCACUUCUACCCCAACAUAAACCCCGCGACGCUGCUCUUUUACCACGACCACGCUUUUGGCGUAACCCGGCUGAACGUUUACAACGGGCUUCUCGGGCAUUACAUCGUCCGCUCGCAGUGGGAGCUCCAGAACCCCGCGCUGCCAAAGGGCAAAUAUGAACGGGAGAUGGCGAUCGUGGACGUGCUGCUCAACCCGGACGGCUCGCUCGACUACCCCACCAUGGGAGUCACGCCGUUCCACCCCAAGUGGGUCCCCGAGACCUUCGGUACUUUCAUGACCGUCAACGGCAAGAUCUGGCCCUUCUUUGAAGUGGAGCGCACGACGUACCGCUUCAGGAUCGUCAACGGCUGCCAGGCGCGCUUCCUCAACCUGCGCCUAGUGGACCCCCAAAGCACAGGCGAGCGGAUUGGCAAUACGAGCGUCCUCCCCUUCGUCCAAAUCGGCGCGGAGCAGGGCUUCCUCCCCGCGCCCGCGGUUUUGGACACCAUCCUGAUGGGCAACGCGGAGCGCGCGGACGUCCUCAUCGACUUCUCGCGCAUGCCCGUCGGCGCCGAGAUCAUCAUGAGCAACGACGCGGCCGCGCCGUUCCCGGACGGCCCCGCGCCCGUCUUCGGCGUGAACGGCACCGCGUCCGUGCUCAAGUUCAUCGUCGUCGCGCACGACGCGCGCGCGGGGCCGACGCGCGGCGUGCCCGACCGCCGCGCCGUUGGCAAGUUCGUCCCCCCCGCCGCCAUGGCGGCCGCGCCCCCGGUGACGAAGACGCGGCCGCUGCUGCUGCUUGAGAAUCUGACCCCGAGCGGAGCUACGAUUCAGUUGACUCUCAAUGGGCUGCCUUAUAGGAGCCCGCUGACCGGCGCGCCGAUUGUAACCGAGCUGCCGGCUCAGGGCACGACGGAGCUGUGGGAGAUGUUCAACCCGACAGCGGAUUCGCAUCCCAUCCACACCCACUUGGUCGGCUUCCAAGUGCUCAACCGCCAGCCGUACAACACAACUUCCCCCCCCACCAGCCCCGUGUUCACCGGCCCCCCCGAGCCCCCCGCGCCCAACGAAACGGGGAUGAAGGAUACGGUGAAGGUUCCCCCGGGCUUCGUCACUCGGAUCCUCAUCACGUUCGCCCGCCCGGGGUGGAUCCCCGGGCAGGGGCCGCCCUUCCCUUUCGACCCCACGCCCCAGCCAGGCUACGUGUGGCACUGCCACAUUCUCAACCAUGAGGACAACGACAUGAUGCGCCCCUACUUCCUGAUCGACCCCCCGACUUUCGUGAAGCUGAAGGGAAGAGUGCAGAAGACGUCCAGCUUCCUCAGGCUUGUCCAUUGA
Messenger RNA from Klebsormidium nitens, 2256 nucleotides. Lineage: Eukaryota; Viridiplantae; Streptophyta; Klebsormidiophyceae; Klebsormidiales; Klebsormidiaceae. The record is from the annotation of a GenBank genome assembly.